Messenger RNA from Verruconis gallopava, 1650 nucleotides. RefSeq lists its product as uncharacterized. Gene Ontology annotation, biological process: transmembrane transport; carbohydrate transport. Gene Ontology annotation, molecular function: carbohydrate:proton symporter activity. The transcript has 6 exons. Gene Ontology annotation, cellular component: membrane. Lineage: Eukaryota; Fungi; Ascomycota; Dothideomycetes; Venturiales; Sympoventuriaceae. The coding region runs from base 1 to 1650 and encodes 549 amino acids. The record is from RefSeq and is a predicted model, not a curated record.
AUGGCUAACUACGUGGAACCAAACGAGCGCGAGAUUAAGGGGCUCGCCCUCGAUGAGAAUGAAUUGCGAGAACUAGUUCGCCAGGCUGAACAGGCUGAUGCCGCGGAUCGAAGCCUGACUAUCCGACAAGCACUGAAGCAGUACAAGACCGCCACCUUCUGGGCCAUGAUCCUCUCCACCAGCCUUGUCAUGGAAGGCUUUGAUCUAGUCACGAUCAACUCCUUUUACGGACAGGAACAGUUCCAACAAAAAUUUGGUGUCAAUGUACCAAACAAGCCCGGUACCAAAGCUAUACCUCCAUCCUGGCAAUCUGGACUGUCGAAUUCUGCUGUCGUGGGUCAGCUCGCAGGUCUAGCCAUCAACAUGUACGCGCAAGAUCGAUUUGGUUGCAGACCGACGAUGAUGUUCUUUAUGUUCUGGAUGGCCAUCACAAUCUUCAUCCCUUUUUUCGCGCCUUCAUUGUCUGUACUAGCAUUCGGUGAAGCAAUGUGUGGCAUCCCGUGGGGUGUUUUUCAGACUCUGUCUACCACCUAUGCCUGCGAGAUUGUGCCUACUGUCCUCCGACCCUAUGUAACUGCUUACGUUUGCAUGUGCUGGGGCGCAGGGAUCCUUCUGUCCUCCGGCGUCAUCAGAGGUGUAUCGACUCUGAGUGGGGACAUUGCAUGGCGCCUGCCUUUUGCACUUCAAUGGGUAUGGCCGGUACCUUUGUUCUUCGCUGCAUACUUUGCUCCCGAGUCGCCGUGGAAUGCCGUUCGACGAGGCAAAUUUGAACAGGCGGAGAAGAGCUUGAAUCGCCUUCUACCACACCAAGAGAACAAGCAGGAACGUAUUAAAACUACCUUGGCAUAUAUCAACUACGUUACCAAGCUUGAGAAGGCAGAAGGCGCGGCUACAAGCUUUGCCGACUGCUUCAAAGGUGUGAAUUUGCGACGAACCGAAAUUAAUUGUGUCGUUUGGGCCGCUCAGAUUCUUUGCGGCAAUGCUAUUCUCGGCUUUUCUGUUGUAUUCUUAGAAUCCGCAGGCUUCACUGCCGACCAAGCCUUCGACGUCAACAUUGCUCUCUCUGCUUGCUACAUUGUGGGCGGCAUUAUCUGCUGGUUCCUGAUGCCACGUGUAGGACGCGCUACCAUCUACAUGGGUGGUUUGACAUUCAUGUUCUGCUGCCUCAUCGCCAUCGGUGGCCUGGGAUUCAGUUCUUCUCACGAUGCAAAGAUUGGUGUCGCAGUGUUGUUCGUGAUAAGCACGCUGUGUAACAUGAUCACGGUGGGACCUGCAUGUUAUCCAAUCGUGGCCGAGACCCCCAGUGGACAGCUGAGAUAUAAGACGAUCACCAUCGGUCGAUUUGUCUAUAAUUUGACAGGCAUUUUCUCGAAUUCUGUGACUCCCAGGAUGGUGUCGCCACUGAGCUGGAACUGGGGUGCAAAAGCCGCUCUAUUUUACGCUGGCACGAAUCUGCUCUGCAACAUAUGGUGCUGGUUCCGCUUGCCAGAGACCAAAGAUAGAACGUUUGGUGAAAUCGAUCUUCUCUUUGAGCAUGGUGUGUCAGCUCGAAAGUUCAAAACGACGACCGUUAACCAAUUCACUAUCAAUGGCUGGGAUGGCUCCUUUAAGGAGGGAAAGAUGUCUGUGGAGCAGGUUAGUAGUCUAUAG